AUGUCUACAUCCACAUCUACCACAAAUAAUAAUAAGCCAACAAAAAGAGUAUCAGCUUUCAUCAGCAACAAAGCCAACAGUACUAUUGCACAAAGCUCAAACGUAGAAUCAACAACAAGUGCAUUAUCGACUACUAGUUCACUUGUUUCUGAAUUUGCUGAGGGCAUGCAAAACCAU
Entrophospora sp. SA101 is the source of this 177-nucleotide messenger RNA. The record is from the annotation of a GenBank genome assembly. NCBI's taxonomy places the organism in Eukaryota, Fungi, Glomeromycota, Glomeromycetes, Entrophosporales, Entrophosporaceae.